Messenger RNA from Crotalus tigris (Tiger rattlesnake), 3565 nucleotides. RefSeq names its product keratin, type II cytoskeletal 6A-like. The record is from RefSeq and is a predicted model, not a curated record. Lineage: Eukaryota; Metazoa; Chordata; Lepidosauria; Squamata; Viperidae. Gene Ontology annotation, cellular component: keratin filament. The transcript is spliced from 9 exons. Gene Ontology annotation, biological process: keratinization; intermediate filament organization. The coding region runs from base 184 to 1917 and encodes 577 amino acids. Gene Ontology annotation, molecular function: structural constituent of skin epidermis.
UUAAUCAGAAAGUUGAUCAACUGCAAUCACAACCAAUCCCACUUCCUUGACAAUAUAAAUAAAAGAAGAAACCUUAAAAUCUAGAGCUCACACCUACACUUGCCUCUACUUCACAGACUGUGUCCUCUCUUCCUCUCUGUACGUCUUUCUGCAUCUUUGUUCUCAAGAUCUUCACCAACUAAAAUGUCUCACCGAGCCAACAUCAGAAUUCAGAGGAGAGGCUUCAGUAACUCAUCUGCCAUCCUACCUAACUUGUGUCGCACCAACUGGAGCUCACAAAGUGUGGGCAGAGGUGGAAACUGUGGCAUUGGACGUGCUGGCUGGGGCCAGGCCGGUGGGGCUGGUUUUGGUAGCCAAAGCCUUUACAAUCUUGGUGCAUCCAAGAGGAUUGCAGUUGGAGGCAGUUAUGGCAGUGGCAUCAGUGGAGGCUAUGGGUACGGUGGUGGAGUUUGUAAUGGCUAUGCUGUUGGUGGUGGUAUUGGUGGAGGCUAUGGGCUAGGUGGAGCUGGUUUUGGUGGAGGAAGAGGGGACUCUUGCUUCCCAGUUUGCCCACCAGGUGGAAUCCAAAAAGUAACUGUCAAUCCUAACCUGUUGGUGCCUCUCAAGCUGGAGAUUGACCCCACCAUAGAGAAAGUCCGCAAAGAAGAAGGAGAACAGAUCAAGAUACUCAACAACAAGUUUGCCUCCUUCAUUGAUAAGGUGCGUUUUCUUGAGCAACAGAAUAAAGUGCUGGAAACAAAAUGGACUCUGCUACAGGAACAUGACCAGAAAACUGUGAAAAGUAACAUUGAGCCACUUUUUGAGGCUUACAUCAACAAUCUUAGAAUAAGGCUGAAUGAUCUGGAGAAGGAGAAAGUAAGGCUGGAUGGAGAGCUACAUACCACCCAAAACCUUGUUGAGGAUUACAGGAGCAAGUAUGAAGAUGAGAUCAAUAAGCGUAUGGAAGCAGAAAAUGACUUUGUAAUCCUCAAGAAGGAAGUGGAUGCUACCUACAUGAACAAACCAGAACUAGAAACUAAAUUACAAUCUUUAGUUGAGGAGAUUGAUUUCCUCAGAGUCCUACAUGAAAUGGAACUGGCAGACCUACAGAGGCAGAUCUCGGACACUUCUGUGAUUUUGUCCAUGGACAACAAUCGCUACCUGGACCUCGACAGCAUCAUUGCUGAAGUCAAAGCCCAGUAUGAAGACAUUGCAAAGAAAAGCCGGGCUGAGGCUGAAGCUUGGUAUCAAAGCAAGUAUGAGGAACUCCAGAGUACUGCUGGAAGGCACAGUGAUGAUCUUCGUAACGCCAAGCAUGAGAUUACAGAACUUAACCGACAUGUCCAGAGAGUAAAGGCUGAAAUUGAAAGUGUGAAAAAGCAGUGUGCUAAUCUACAGGCAAAGAUUGCUGAAGCAGAAGACCGAGGUGAACAGGCACUCAAAGACGCAAGGCAGAAACUGGCUGAACUUGAGGAUGGUCUUCAGAACGCCAAGCAAAAUAUGGCCAAACAACUCAAGGAUUAUCAGGCACUACUGAAUGUGAAGAUGGCCCUAGAUGUUGAGAUUGCCACCUACAGAAAGCUUCUGGAAGGAGAAGAAUAUCGAUUGUCAAAUGAUGCAGCUGGUGCAGUGAACAUCUCUGUUAUCUCUUCACAUAUUUCACGAAGUUCGACUGCUGGCAGCAGUCUUGGCUACAGAAGUGGCUUUAGCCUGGGCAGAGGUAGUUACUUUACAGUAGGAGGCGGCGGCAGCAGCAGCAACAUUGAAAGUGUGGACCAUGGAGAUGGAAGCAACAACAUCAAAAGUGUGGACCAUGGAGAUGGCAGCAGCAACAUCGAAAGUGUGGACCAGGGAGAUGGCAGCAACAACAUCAAAAGUGUGGACCAUGGAGAUGGCAGCAGCAACAUCGAAAGUGUGGAUCAGGGAGAUGGCAAUUGACCUCUUCUCCUCCAACAAGUCACAUAAGCUAAAGUUCCAGUCCCUUGCACUUUUGAAAUGAAACACGUGAACAAUGUCUUCUCUGGACCUCUCUGUGCAGUAUAGGUAGCCCUCGCCUUAUGACCAGAACUAAGCCUGGAUUUAUGGUUGUAAUUGAGUCCACAUGAUUGCCUCACUUAAUGACCACCAUGCAAUCUCUCCAUUGUGGUUAUUAAAUGGACUAAUGGAUCCCUUAGAGACUGGUAAAGGUCCUGGGAGGCCAGAAACAGGCCCACAUUACAGCACCUCCCCAAAUCACACCUGUCCUGCAUUGGACCAGCCCCCCCCCCAAUCUGGAGGCCUCCCUUGAACAGCUUCCCAUCACUCUGGAUCCCACAUCCUUGGAAACCCCCUACCCUGCUCUACUUACUUUUUCUGAAAGCCACCUUACCCAAGGAGAUUCAUCGUGCAGCAGCCGUAUGAUACCAUCCUGGAAGUAGGUGCCAUUUUGGAAGUUGGAUAACCCAAAGCAACCCCUGCAUAGGAACACUGCAUAGUGGACUGGCUGCUUUUUCUGAAAGGCUCUUUCUGAAGAUUGCCUUUCAGAAAGGCAGCUGAUCUGCUGAGCUGCUUUCCUAUACAGAAGCCAUAUACUGUAGUGUCAUUCCAGAAGCAGGCGCCAUUUUUGGGAAAUGGCCACAAUUCUUGGAUUUGAGAAUUAUGGCCACUCCCAAAAUGGCACCUGCUCCAGGAUGAUUUAAAGUGGCCUCUGUCACUCCCCAAAUGGCACCUACUUUGGGAUGGCACCACACAGCCCUUUUAUAGGAAGACCAAAUGACAGAUCAGCUUUUUUUCCAAAGGUUGAUCUUCAGAGAUCACUUUUCAGAAAAAGCAGCAGUCUAUCCGCUGUUCAGCCUUCCUAUACACAGCUUGCUUCAUGCCAUCCCUGAAAUGGGUACCCUUUUGGGAGAGGCCGCAAUUCUCAGAAUGUGAGAAUUGCACCACCUUCCAAAAUGGCACCUACUUCCAGGAUGCCAUCACGUGGCUUCUAUGUAGAUAAAGCCACAUGGCACAUCAGCUGCUUCUCCCUGGGAAAUGUGAUCAUUGGAAAAGGUAAGUGGAACAAGUCAUGACCGGGGGGGGGGGGAAGGAAGCCCAAGGAUAUGGGACCCAUUGAGGCAGGAAGCAGGCCUAAGGGACCCAGCAGGGUGGGAUGAAGGGGAAGAUAGGCAGGUAGGGGCAACUGCAGUAAGAGUGGCAGAUAGCAAAGCACCCUAAUUUUGUUCAUGUGACUGUCAGGCAUACUGUAGCCAUAAUUUUAGAUAUAGAUUGUAAUUCCCUUUGUAAUUUCAAACUUGAAUGAGUGGAUGUAAAUUGAGUACUAUCUGUAUUCAUACAUGCAUUUUUUGCUUUGUAUCCAGCUUUUGUAUAAGACAAGCCAUUUCUCUUAUUGUAUGUAAACAACACUCUGCUUUUCAAAUGAGUCAAACUGUAUAGAGGAUAGGCUUGUGUUCUGAUUUUGCUUUCUUUCAUCCAACUCAGAUUUCUACAUUUUUCAAGGUUUGUAUAAACUACCUGAUCUUCUGAGGGGUUUUGUGCUUGAAAUAUGUACUUUGAAACAUGCCUUUACUUUUCAGUGUGUAUCCAAUAAAAUACAUAUCAUAAUGUA